AUGAUUCUUUCAGCUGAACCACCCCGUCUCAACAGAUUUAAUCUCACCCGCAUCGGCAACGGAGGUGCCGGCCAAAGCGGUCUCAUAGAAGGUAAAACCAAUGAAGUAGACAUAGACAUAGGAAUCACAUACCACAAAACUGCAGAACAAAUCGCAAUCAAAAACGGGGUCGUCUCAGGUUGUAAAUACAAGGACUCGAACAGCAUGAGACCGUGCUUCGGUGACAGUUGCAAAGACUACGAGGAACGGCCGUGCUACACAUUGCGGGACCAUUUCUACCUCGCCGGGCGGAAGAAUAGCACAGCCGAUAUCCAGGAUGAGCAUGAUAUUACGGAGACGUUCUCGAAGCUGUUUAAUGCGGGGGAGAAUGGGACAGCGCGGUUCUCGAGUCGGUUUGAUAAGUCAGCUCUCUCUCUCUCUCUCUCUCUCCCUUUUUUCUAUCUCUGGUUUAUGGUUGUAUUUUAUGGUUGA
This is a messenger RNA of Aspergillus oryzae RIB40, 471 nucleotides long. RefSeq lists its product as uncharacterized. Lineage: Eukaryota; Fungi; Ascomycota; Eurotiomycetes; Eurotiales; Aspergillaceae. The coding region runs from base 1 to 471 and encodes 156 amino acids. The transcript has 2 exons. The record is from RefSeq and is a predicted model, not a curated record.